This is a messenger RNA of Aspergillus steynii IBT 23096, 744 nucleotides long. Its product is annotated as vacuolar protein sorting family 37 protein. Bases 1 to 744 code for a protein of 247 amino acids. The record is from RefSeq and is a predicted model, not a curated record. Gene Ontology annotation, biological process: protein targeting to membrane; protein targeting to vacuole; ubiquitin-dependent protein catabolic process via the multivesicular body sorting pathway. Gene Ontology annotation, cellular component: ESCRT I complex. The transcript is spliced from 2 exons. Lineage: Eukaryota; Fungi; Ascomycota; Eurotiomycetes; Eurotiales; Aspergillaceae.
AUGAAUCCAGCCUUCCAUCCCGACACGCCUCCGCCUCCGCCUCCCAAACCAGGCAGCCACGAGGCUAGUCGAGGGGGGACACCGCAGAUCAACCCAUCUACACCACACCAGUACCAGGACCCUCGUUACGGACUGAACGGCAUGGGGUCGCAGGGAUUCCAUCAACACACUCUCUCCGGCAUGGCUCAUGCCAAUCCUCUUCCCCAAGCUCCGACUGCCGAGGAGGGAUGGCUGCCUGACGCCGUCAAGGACAAAUCGACCGUGGACCUCCAGACCAUCCUUAAAGACCCGAAUCUUCUCUCCGCGCUCGCCAGCCAGCACCCCUCCUACUCCGCCCAUCAGGAGAAUCUCCAGUCGCGACUCAAAUACAAUGAAGAUCUAGCCAAUCGUCUCCUGGAGCUUCAAGCCCAUCUGACAGAGCUGCGCGGCUCGACCGAAACCCUCCUCUUGACGCAUCAAUCCCUCGAGGUUUCCUGGCGAAAGAAACAAUCGGAAAUGGAUACCGCGUUGGCUCCGUGGUCGCCAAAGGCACUGUAUCAGCGACUGGCGGCGUCUAUUGCCGAACAGGAAGCUGUGUGCCAGGCGGUGGAGGAGAGCUUUCUCGAAGAGGAGCAUCAUGGACGGGCAACCGAGAAAGAAGUGGCUGAUUGGACCCGGCGAGUGAGGGCUGAGAGUGCCAAAUUGGCCGCCAGAAGGGAAGCCAAAGCUAGAUGGGAUGAGGGCAGAGUGGGUGGAUGGAGGUGA